ACUCGUUACAAAAGUCGUAGUGACACAUAAACAAAUGGUGGGAAAUGGGAAGAUUUGCAUGUUCUUGCUCGUUUGAAAGUUAAAUCAUCGAAGUAUUUGACAUGUCUUUUGGAAAAUGACACCUGACAUGUUUCAUUUAUUUAUUUUUUUGCUGACAUUUACACCAGUAAUAACUCAAAAUACAGCUCAGACUGUCAUAGCAAAUGCUGCAUUUGAAGAUGUAGCACCUUGUCCUUGUGAUCUAACAAAGGGAUCCUGUGAUAUAAGAUGCUGUUGUGAUGGGGACUGUAGUAGUGAUGAGAAACAAACAUUUGAUCGCUGCAUCCCGUUUUUACCUGGAGGGCAGAGUGCCGAGGACCAGCAGUAUGAAUGUUCAUCCAAACACCAUAAUAAACCUGAUUGGUUCCCGUUCUUAUGUGUAGUGUUUGAGUAUAAUGCAUUCCUUGGUUACUUCUAUGAUUGGCAGUACAAGCUUGCGGAGAAUGGUCAAGCUCUCCUUAAUCGACUUUAUACCAGAACCUUCUACUGGUACAGAUUGUGCAGCCAGUCUUCAGUUCUAAGUGUGCUUUCAUACAUAAAUAAAAUAAACAAUAUUAGUGUUCUGGCUGGCAGUUCAAGCAUUGUACCAGCUACAACAACUGUGGUAUACAAGUGUGCCACAGAUGUAAGUUCCUAUUUAAAAUCUACUCAGACAAUUAAUGAUUUAGUGGAUAAUACUCAGGUGUAUAAAUUUAAUUACAACUUGCCCACUGGCGAACAGUGUGUGGACGACUGUGCAGUGUGUGACAAUUUCAACGAUUCACCAAAUACUGAUACCCCAAUCAACGAUUGUCCAUCACAGACACCCACCACUAGCCUGGACGCGAACGGUGUUUGUUUAAAUGCUGUAAUCGACGUAGACUACACAAUAAAAUGGACCGGUAACACAACCGAACAGCUCGACGCAGUUAUAACUCUGGGUAAUAUACCAAUACAGAAUGCCGCAGGAAUUAAUAAUGUCCUUACACAGAAAUAUAAAACAACUUUCAUCCAUAACGUGACGGCACCAGGUGAUGGAGCCACUGAUAAUUUCAAUAACAUCACCGACGCUUCAUACGAGCGAUCAGGCCGAGUAGGCUACGAUAUUGGACGUACGAUAUUUACCGGCUACGAGAUUUUGAACACAACUCUGACACCACCUCAAUUCAUGUAUGUUAACACAAACUCGUCAAGGCAAAUGGCAGUGUUUGAUACAUCUGCAGAUGGUUUGUGUAGGAACGCUGGAAGAAGGAGUAUAAAGUUUCAAGAGGAUAUCACCACUCGGUGUAAAUUGAUGUUAAAUCAUGCAGAGUUUUCUGACUGCUCUGGUUUAAGGAAGUUGAUCAUAAAUAGACUGAACAACCUGAUGCCAUCAAAUUUGAUUGGUCGUCGUGGUUACAAUGAUAAUGCUAACAGAGGAUACUGGCUUGAGGUUCUCAGGGAUGACUUGAAAUCCAGUUGUGAUCUCAGUGAGUAUUUCCCAUUAGGUUUGAGCCCAGUUGACAACCGCACAGGAAUUUGUUACAACAUUACCGAUGGAAUUCAUCUGCAGAUUUUUUAUGGAGUAACUGGAAAAUCUAAUGGAUUUCCAAUCUACGAAAUUCUUGGAAGUAAAGUCAGGUAAGGAAGCACUGCAGUU
Messenger RNA from Ruditapes philippinarum (Manila clam), 1657 nucleotides. Its product is annotated as tectonic-2-like. Lineage: Eukaryota; Metazoa; Mollusca; Bivalvia; Venerida; Veneridae. Gene Ontology annotation, biological process: protein localization to ciliary transition zone; cilium assembly; smoothened signaling pathway. The transcript is spliced from 7 exons. Bases 116 to 1642 code for a protein of 508 amino acids. The record is from RefSeq and is a predicted model, not a curated record. Gene Ontology annotation, cellular component: MKS complex.